CUCUUGACACAGUUUAUAUCAAUUGUAAUUUAUGAGCGAUUAAAGCUUUCAUUAUAGAAACAUGACGUCAUCAAUUGGUACAGUAUACCCAUAAAAUGAUGACGUUUUAUUUCGACUUUAUCAGCUGCGAUUAGAGAUAAGGAUAAGAGUUAAAUCGCCAUAAAACUUUAUAUUUAUGAAAAACGGUUGAAGGUCAGUUCAUAUUAAGGAGUAAGGCCUAAAUAUAAUAUUUGAAGAAUGGUGAAAAGAUUUAAAGUUCAACUUUUGAGAAGAAAUCAAAAAUUGUGAAUCCGUCGAAGUUAUCAUGACGACUAUUUACAACAUGGGGUGUGGAAGUAGCCAUAAUGGCACAACUGGUUCCGAAACAAUGCUUACCAAAGAAGACGAAGAACUAAUCAGAACAUCGUGGGCUGAAUUUAAAAAAGGUGAUGUUGUAAUGGAUGGAAUGCAUAUGUAUUUUAGAUUCUUCGAAACAAAUCCUGAGGCUAAAGAAUUUUUUGGCUUUGCUAAAGAAGGUGAAGUUAAUGCUGAAAAUGCCAAGUUCCGGGCACAUGUGAAGAACGUGUUUGAUAUAGUAGGAGGUGCUGUUGAUGGUAUGGAUAACAUAACGGAAGUAAAGGGAAUAUGUUAUGAUUUAGGUGUUAGACAUAAAGCCUAUGGUGUACCAAGUAAAUACUUCAAGGUAGUUGGAAAUAGUUUAAUAUACGCCUUGGAUAAAAAACUUCGCAUGGACUCUAAUACAAAGAAAGCCUGGGUUCGUCUUUACAGUAUUAUUGAAAGUGAAGCAAAGAAGGGCAUGGCAGCAGCAUAAUUUGAAAAACUACAAAACAAUUCAUUCGGUCUUCGACUGACUGAAAGCUUGGAAGUUAAAAUAUAGAAAUUAUGCUUUAAGUUUAAUUGUUACUUUUUUAAAAAUGUGAUAAGAAAAAUACCACAUGAACAAAUGUCAGUGGUAAGUGGUAUAGAACUUUAUUUACAACUUAUAAAGUCGUGUUUACCAUAACUAAGUCGUGUUUACACUUACUAAGUGGUAUUUACCCUUAUUAAGUGGUAUUUGCCAAUAUUACGUGGUGUUUACCAUAAUUACAAUCGUUACUGAUCACAGAAAAAAAGAAUUAUAUUUAACAAAUGUUUAAUACCCAGAUUGGUAUAACAAUCAUUAACCCACUUUAUUUUAUCAAUUAAUUUAAUUUCCAAAUGAUAUAUUAAUUUAUUUAUCACUGACAAUUUCCCAACCUCUGUAUGCAAGAUUUUUUUUUAAAAUCCCAAAUAUGCAAUUUAUAAAUAUUGUUUUUUGAUUGCCUAAGUCUAAGAUAUUAUUAGUGUACAUUUCAAUAUAAUUAAAAUGAUUAAUUAAGUCAUCACCAUGUAAAUAGUCAUAAGCAACCAAAUAACAUUGGACACUAAGAAUUCAUUUCUUACUGCCAUACUUGCACAAGAUCUUUCUUCUGUAUUUUAUUAGUUUUCUAAAGCAUACAUCAUAUGUUUUUAGCAUGGAAAUUGAACAUAAAUCCUAUAGUCUACACAUCAUGGAUUACAAAUUUAAUAUUUAUUUAUCAAACAUUGUAUUGAUAUUCAUUUCCUAUAAAACUUAAUAAGAAAUAUUAAAAUUGUGAAUCUGCCAUGUUUGAUUUUCCAAAAUGUUACACAGUAAGCAAUCUGAAAGCCUUCUUUUCUCCAAGCGAAUAUUAACUGCAAUUUAUUUUGGUGAUUUUCAUCUAUUUCAGCUAGAAUUUUUAAAGUAUUAUUAUCAGGUAACUAUUUGUGAGGGUGUAGUAUUUGGGAGCAAAAUUAUGAUUUGUAAUCCAGACUACAAUAUAUUUAUAAAAAUUGUAACUUAGUCAACAAGUUUAUCAAUGCUGUAUCUGUGAUAUGUUGGUAAUGUUGUUUAAUAAAAAUUUUUUUUUUUUUA
Molecule: messenger RNA, 1912 nt
Organism: Patella vulgata (common limpet)
Lineage: Eukaryota; Metazoa; Mollusca; Gastropoda; Patellidae
Product: neuroglobin-1
Exons: 4
Coding region: 305-811 (168 amino acids)
Molecular function (GO): heme binding; oxygen binding
Source: RefSeq, a predicted model, not a curated record